ACAUGAUCGUCAGCGUCGGAAACUGAACUUCUCGAAGUUUGUCGUGUAGUGGAUAAGUUAUUAAUCUGAACACCGGAAGAUUACCGAUGGCCGUCUCCACGUUUGGGAUCGCGAUCGCGGUGAUGACCCUGCUGUGGGGUCUGGUCGGCGGAGUGAUCCCAUGGUUCAUCCCGAAAGGAGCAAACCGCGGGGUGAUUGUGACGAUGCUGGUUCUGACUGCUGUCUGCUGUUAUCUCUUCUGGCUGAUAGCGAUCCUCUCUCAGCUCAAUCCUCUGUUCGGGCCGGUGCUGAAGAACGACACCAUCUGGUACCUGUACUACCACUGGCCCUGAACACCCGUCGCCACGGUGCUGAAGCCUGUAUAUCUGCCAAAGGAGCUGAUCAGGAGCCUCCGGCCUGAUCCCCAGCUGAUUCUCUCCAGACGCCUGCGUGUGCCUCUGUGUGUGUGUGUGUGUGUGUGUGUGUGUGUGUGUUCUGUAUUUAUAUGAUCUGAGCUUCAGGAAUAUUGUCUGAUUAAAGGCGCAGCGCACACUCUGUUGAACACCGCUCACUCAGCUGUGUCUGAUCCAUCAUGAGCUUCUGCUGAACACACCAGCGUCUACAGCACGAUCAGCCGUUCAGCAGUGUGUCUGCAUGUGUGUUCAACACAACUGUGAGGAGAUGAUGAUGAUGGAGGAGUGCUCAUUUCUGGGUGUACUGCGCCUUUAACGUGUGUGUGUGUGUGUGUGUGUGUGUGUGCGCAGCUGAUCAAAGUGUUGAUUUAUAUGUAAAUGUGUGCUUUAAUUGAGAAAUAAACAGACGGAGGAUCA
Messenger RNA from Danio rerio (zebrafish), 809 nucleotides. It is a transcript of the gene atp6v0e1, whose product is annotated as ATPase H+ transporting V0 subunit e1. Lineage: Eukaryota; Metazoa; Chordata; Actinopteri; Cypriniformes; Danionidae. The record is from RefSeq and is marked validated. Gene Ontology annotation, molecular function: proton-transporting ATPase activity, rotational mechanism. Gene Ontology annotation, cellular component: membrane; proton-transporting V-type ATPase, V0 domain. Gene Ontology annotation, biological process: proton transmembrane transport.